Oreochromis aureus is the source of this 828-nucleotide messenger RNA. RefSeq names its product pterin-4-alpha-carbinolamine dehydratase 2-like. Gene Ontology annotation, biological process: tetrahydrobiopterin biosynthetic process. The transcript has 5 exons. Bases 468 to 632 code for a protein of 54 amino acids. Lineage: Eukaryota; Metazoa; Chordata; Actinopteri; Cichliformes; Cichlidae. Gene Ontology annotation, molecular function: 4-alpha-hydroxytetrahydrobiopterin dehydratase activity. The record is from RefSeq and is a predicted model, not a curated record.
AAUCAGGCACUACGUUAAACAGCUAUGGCAAAUUAUGAGAGGGCAGUAGAGGAAGAGCAGAGGGGGGGAAGAGGCAUUGGUAGGGAGAGAGGACAGCUGACAGUUUACUGAUAAUGUUUAGGUUAAUGUUUAGCCUGAGGACAGGCAGCUCAAGGCCCUGCAGCCUUCUACACCUGCCGAGCAGCUUGAGGGUGCCUCCGCUCUGUAGCAACAACUCGUCUAAAAUGUCAUCAGACUCACACUGGCUCUCCCCUGAAGACCGGGAGCAGCUAUUGGUCGAGCUCAGGGCCACAGGCUGGAUGGAGGUGGAGGACCGUGAUGCCAUCUUCAAAGAGCUUCACUUUAAAACCUUUAAUCAGAUGACCAUCUGCUAUACAUUUCGCUGGAUGAAGUGGAAACUUUCAUGCGACACAAGUGAAAUGGGUAGCUUUCGGAUGCAGCUCGUAUAAGAGAGGGCAUUUGGCUUCAUGUCACGGGUGGCUCUGCAGGCAGAGAAGAUGAACCAUCACCCAGAAUGGUUCAAUGUUUAUAAUAAGGUCCAAAUUACACUGACUACACAUGACUGUGGAGGGCUGUCAAAACGGGACAUCAAAAUGGCCAAAUUUAUUGACAAAAUUUCACUUUCCAUGUAGUUUUUUUGUGUUUAAAUUGCAAUCUGUCACAGCCUUUGUAGAUACACUGAUUUUAGUUUCAACUCCACUCUUUAAAAAGACGACUGCAUUACAGAGUUAAAUGUAUUUAGUCUUUCAUAUGUGCAUAUUCUGCUUCUGAUUUUUGUCCCAAAUAAAAUCUGUAAAAAUAAAAUAAACGUUUUACAUUGUUUACAAA